AUGUUGGUUGGAAAGAGAAAGUGUUUCGAAGAUGAGCCAAGUGAAACUAGAAAUCCUACCUUUGCUCUAAGAAGGCGUAUUACUUAGGAGAGAAAUUUAGAAACUUUAUGCCAGGCACGUAAAAGAAUUACUUUAUAAAAUUUGGCGAUUAUUUAAGAGAAGUACCCUCAGAUUCAGCAAUCAGAUAUUUUGAGAUUAUUGGAGGAUUUCGACAACAAUGUUGAGAUAGUCUUUGAGAUUCUUGGGUAAAAGGCCUCCAUUCCACAGAAAUUCGAGAUUGGCGAUGCAGAUUUUGACAAUUACAAAAAGGCUUUAAAAGAGGAAUUACUCAAAAGGCUCUAGCAAUCAUAAAAUAUCCAGUCGGCUCAACAGGUGAUAUAAUUAUGUUUUGACGCCUUCGAGUAAAAAUUAGGGGAGAAAUAUUAGUCGAAUACCCAGAGAUUGGAGGACGAGAACAAACUACUGAAGCAGGCAUUUCUCAAGUAGCACAAGAGGAUCGAGAAAAUAAGGGUAGAAGCAGAAAAUAAAGAGAAAUAAAAUUAAAAUUUAAUUAAAUCACUCACUGAAGAAAAUAAACAAUAAUAAUAAAUUAAUAAUAACCUCACAAUAUUGUUAAUACAAGCUUAGCAAAAUAACACUGUUUCAACUCUUAAUAACAUUAACAAUGACAUAUAUUGAACAAUAUAUUUCUAAUUUAUUUGUUAUAAUUAUAAUUCUUAUAUGA
Molecule: messenger RNA, 724 nt
Organism: Paramecium tetraurelia
Lineage: Eukaryota; Ciliophora; Oligohymenophorea; Peniculida; Parameciidae
Exons: 5
Source: RefSeq, a predicted model, not a curated record